Molecule: messenger RNA, 1581 nt
Organism: Trypanosoma conorhini
Lineage: Eukaryota; Euglenozoa; Kinetoplastea; Trypanosomatida; Trypanosomatidae
Product: putative sarcoplasmic reticulum glycoprotein, putative,sarcalumenin precursor
Exons: 1
Coding region: 1-1581 (526 amino acids)
Molecular function (GO): GTP binding
Source: RefSeq, a predicted model, not a curated record
AUGUCAUCCGCGGGCACCGAUGCCACGGCCGUGAAGACCUCCACCGAAACACGGGGAAUGCCACCCAGCAGCCUUGAUGAACUUGUGAAGGUGCUGCAUGACAACUACCUGAAGUACGUGAAGCCUCUAGAAGAGAUGUACAAAUACGACCUAUUUCGUCCUAGCUGGUUUGAGGAGACAAUCCUCAAUCAAAAGCCUUUUGUGGCCUUCUUCGGUCCGUGGUCCUCCGGAAAGAGCACGUUUAUAAACCAUCUGCUGCAGGACAACUAUCUCUGGACGGGACCACAGCCGACAACCGCCGAGUUCACCGUUGUCGUUUACGGUGAAGAAGUAGGUCCUGUGAAUGGGCACGUGCUUGCGAACGCCAAGAAUCUCCCCUUUAAGGGACUAACAGAGUUCGGGGAGUCAUUUUUGGAGAAGUUCCAGGGGUACCAGGUCCCGCAUGAGCUGCUAAAGCGUGUCACAUUAAUUGAUACGCCGGGUGUGCUGGAGAGUGUGAAGGAAAUUCGAGAACGCCAGUUUGACUACGUGAAGGUGAGCCGCUGGUUUGCGGAGCGCAGUGACCUUAUUUUUGUUAUCUUUGACCCCACCAAAAUGGACGCUGGCGUCGAGCUUCGCAUGAUGUUUAAGCACGCGUUCAAGGGGUUGGAGGGCAAGGUGAGGCUUGUCCUCAACAAGGCCGACAGCGUCAACACCCAGGAAUUGAUGCGGGUCUACGGCAGCCUUUUUUGGAACUUGUCAAACCUCAUUAACUGCACCGAGCCACCGCGCGUGUACGUUGGUAGCUUUUGGGACCAGCCAUACAGGGAAGGGACCUUCACGCUCCUCUUCACGGAGGAAAAGACCGAUCUUUUGCACGAGAUCAUGGAAGUGGUGCCGCAGCAGUCGCGUGACAGGAAGGUGGCGAACCUCAUACGUCGGGCAAAGGCGGUGCUGGUGCAUGCGCUGAUCGUUGGUGGAAUGCGGUCAGAGCUGCCGCGGCUCUUUGGGAAGGAGAAGGCAAAGAGCAAGGCUCUGGACAACCUGCAAAGGACGUACGAGAUCAUGGCGGCCAAGUACAAGAUGAACUGGAAGGACUUUCCCCCUGUUGAGGAAUACCGCGCCUUCUUGGAGAAAUUUGACCUUGAAAAAUUUCCAGAAAUUGAGAAGGCGGAAAAAGACGGCAAAAUUAGCGGCGCACAGAAGUGUAUCGACACAAUACUUCCCGCCCUCUUGCGCCCCGUCAAGAGAACUGCUGCUGCCGACCCACGGAAUAAGGAGCAACGGCAGCAGCUGCAGCAAAUGUACCACGAGGUGAUCCGCUCACAGUACGAGGGGCGAGCAGGGAAGCAAGGCAGCAGUGACGUGGUGCAGCCCUCCCUUCGAGACAGCGCCGUGGCGUCGUCUGGGGAAGAGUGGGGAAAAGCGAACGCUGCGCCCCAACAAACAACGUGCCCCAUGACAGCCACGAGCGCCGUUGCAACGCCCGAUCAGGCACAGAUGCUCAUGGGGAUGAUGAUGCAAAUGAUGCAGCAGCAGCAGCAGCAGCCAUAUCCUCUGGCUCCCCAGGCUGUGUCUCCAGAGGAGGAGAAGUUGGAUUGA